Molecule: messenger RNA, 3121 nt
Organism: Erythranthe guttata (spotted monkey flower)
Lineage: Eukaryota; Viridiplantae; Streptophyta; Magnoliopsida; Lamiales; Phrymaceae
Source: RefSeq, a predicted model, not a curated record
AGCACGGAUGUUGGGUACACGCCUACUGAUGAUAAGCAACCUCCCUGAUUACUGUCCAAUAAUAAACUUUAAUUUCAACCACUUAGUGGCAAUGCAAACAGAUGUGCUUAAGGAAUAGUAGUAGAAUAUAAAAGAUGACAUGUUAAUUUGGAAUCCUUAACAGUAUGAUUGCUAUAGAGGAAUUUGUAGCACAUUCUGCAAGUGUGAACUGCCUAAAGAUCGGGAGGAAAUCAUCAAGAGUUCUAGUCACUGGAGGAGAAGAUCACAAGGUCAAUCUCUGGGCUAUCGGCAAGCCCAAUGCCAUACUGAGUUUGUCGGGUCAUUCGAGUGGAAUUGAUUCGGUUAGCUUUGAUUCUUCGGAGGUUUUGGUAGCUGCUGGAGCAGCUAGUGGGACCAUUAAGCUUUGGGAUUUAGAGGAGGCUAAGAUCCUUCGCACCCUCACCGGUCACCGAUCAAAUUGCAUAUCGUUGGACUUUCAUCCCUUUGGAGAGUUCUUUGCAUCUGGAUCUCUGGACACAAAUCUAAAAAUAUGGGAUAUCCGAAGAAAAGGGUGUAUACACACUUACAAGGGUCAUACUCGAGGUGUUAAUACUAUCAGAUUUACUCCUGAUGGGCGAUGGGUUGUAUCUGGUGGUGAGGACAACACCGUGAAGCUAUGGGAUUUAACAGCGGGCAAGCUUUUGCACGAGUUCAAAUGUCAUGAAGGUCAAAUCCAGAGCAUUGAUUUCCAUCCUCACGAGUUUUUACUGGCAACAGGAUCGGCUGACAGAACUGUUAAAUUCUGGGAUCUUGAAACUUUUGAGCUAAUUGGUUCAACCGCACCCGAGUCUACAGGAGUGCGCUGCAUGACCUUUAACCCUGAUGGGAGAACCCUGCUUUGUGGCUUGCAUGAGAACUUGAAAGUUUUCUCAUGGGAACCCAUCAGAAGUCAUGAUACUGUUGAUGUGGGUUGGUCCAGGCUAUCAGAUAUGAAUGUUCAUGAAGGGAAGCUUCUAGGAUGUUCUUAUAAUCAGAGUUGUGUAGGAGUAUGGGUCGUAGACAUAUCGCGUAUUGAACCAUAUGCAAUGGGAAGUACUGCUCGGUUAAAUGGUGAUUGUGAACCAAAAUCUAAUUCGGGGGGUUCAACUGUACUGACAGAGGACAACGUAAAGGCCAAUUUGGGUAGGCUUUCCAUUUCACAUAAUUCUGAUUCUGCGAAGGAAACUAGAUCUUUCACGAGGAUCUCUGUCCAGCAGAAUACAGAUCUUAAUAAAGAUUCCAAAUCAGUUAUAUCUGCUGUCAGCACCCCGAGCACUCCUCAAAGGUCAAAUUUUAAUGUUGUUUCAAAAACAACUCAAAACAAUCCAUCAGCAGUUGUCAAUGCCACAAACCCAAAGCGGCAGUCUACAAAGGUCCAAUCAGCAGCGAGUAUAUUAUUCAACAGAUCUGAUGUAAUGCCAGUGGUUGUGCCUAGAAAUAAUACAAGACUAGAGCAAGCUGCAGAAUCAAGAAAAGAUGAUGUUCCUGUAAAAACCGUACCUCCACCUUUGCAGUCCAAAUCUGAUCAUCGAAAAUUUAUCAAUACCAGAGAGGAUAUGGAAGGCCGGAAUAUUUCUUCUCAGUCUGAUAACGAGCUCCCGAAAACCAUGGAUUUAAGUGUCUCAGAUAGGAGUUUUGGUACUUCAGUUAAGAGCUCCAUCAGUGUAGUAGCUGCAGCUGAGAGAAAAAUCAAAGAUGACAAGCCUAUGAUCCCAAGAAAAGUUGAUACAAAUGCAACUACUGACGCAUUUGGCAGACACCAACACGAAAGUUAUGAAUUUCGCGGGAAUAACAUGCAUAUGGAUACAUCUCAUGAAGAAGGUCAAAAAGGAGGUAUAACUACAUUGUCAAGUAGAACACAUUCAAUUGUCUCAACCUGGGAACAGAAACGCAGAAGUCCUUACCGGCAACGUCUUGCUUCAAGCAAUGUUUCUGGGAAAUCAACUGCUAGAAUCUUUUCUUCAACUGAUGAAAACGAGUCAGUCUCUGCUAGUGAUGAAGAUACUAUUGCUGACUUGAUGGAACUGCAUGAUCAAUUUGUUGGCUCAAUGUAUUCUCGUUUAAGCAAACUACAGGUAGUCCUCAACUACUGGCAAAGGCAUGAUAUCAAAGGGGCCCUUGGUGCAAUCAACAAAAUGGGCGAUCAUAGUGUGCUUGCUGACGUGAUGUGCCUUUUGGCAGAAAAAACUGAUAUGGUCACGUUAGAUAUUUGUUCUUGUCUUUUGCCACUCCUAUCAGGACUUAUAGAAAGUGAUAUGGAUAGGCAUCAAGAUAUCGCACUGGAUAUGCUGCUAAAACUUGUGCGAGUAUUUGGCUCUGUAAUAUAUUCUUCAUUAUCUGCGCCAUCAUCUGUCGGUGUAGACAUUGAGGCGGAGCAAAGGCUCGAGCGCUGCAAUCUUUGCUAUACGGAACUUGAGAAAGUAAAACGCUCCCUGCCCCACCUUUCCAGAAAAGGAGGCUCGAUUGCCAAGUCUGCACAUGAGCUGAAUUUAGCACUUCAAGAAGUUUCAUGAGUAACAGUAAUAUACAAGAACUAUAUACACUGGAUCAUGACUAUGUCAUAUUGCUUUUAAGGGACUGCAGAUUAUGGAACUACGCGCUUCAAAGUGGUGGCAGAAACUGUGUAAAUUCAUGCUCAAUGGAAAUACUGACCGAUUCUUUAUCUUUAACUUAAAAAGAAAAAACCUUAGCCGACGGACAACCUGCUUACUUACUGCCAUUCAACAGUUGCUUGGUCGGUGGAUGCGGAUCCGUCUCACUGGUUUUUUACUUAACUCGAAAUAUCGACUUGUUAUUUGUUGAGUGAAGUUGAUGAUUCUGUUUUGGGACGAGAGUCUCAUAGUUUAGUGAGGUUUUGUACAAUCUUGAUUUCGGUCUAAAGUUUUAUGUAGUUGGUUCUAUCUUUUCCGAACAUUGAAAGUGUCGGCAUGUUACGGGAAGAGCUACUACUCUCCAGUAGUUGAAACUUUGAUAGCCUAGGGUGAGUUAAGCCUUUGAUGUAAUGCAAGAGUGUUUGGAGAUGUCAGAAGUUGGCUAUAUUGGCAACAUUUGUUGUACCACCACUUACCACUAAGAAUAUUUUCUUAUCCAUUAUAUACUGCUU